AUGGCAGGCGAACAGAUUCUAGUGUCAACACCCGAACUGGCUCCGCGCAACGAUACAGCUCUUCGAAAGGGCCCGGAUGCCAGUCAUGUACCCGUUCCUAGCGGCCUUUUCAAACGCGUAACAUACGGACGAGACCUAUGGUUGUGUGGUUCUACAAAGUUUGACGACAAAAGCAUCGCAGUGGGAAGCUUCAGCAGUCUCCACAGAGUGAACCUCGUCCAUCUUCAGAAUGAGCUGGCGCUUAUAAAGACUGAAAUGAGCGAGCAUGAGACAGUGUCGGAAGAGCAGAUCCAGAAGCUGCAGAGGAAGUGGUUGCCAUACGAGAUUUCGACAUCUGGUUGCAUGAUUCAUCUGGAAUCAUGCAACCAUCUGGAUACUUACCCUAACGAUACGACCUAUCUCAAUAUCGAGCGGAACACGGAGAAGGAGGUCGGAGCUCUGCGCGAGUUCUUAAGAAAAUGGCUGCCCAGACAACUGAGCUGGUCUUUGGAAGCGCGGUGGGAGAGGCCCUAUGAGUACCAUUUGGGUGAAUAUCCGGCUUACUAUUCCCGGUUCGUGGAGGGAGUCCCCAAGUUCCUGUUUGCACCCGCGGCUGGCUGCUCGUUCGUUGUUCCCAUGACGAUCAUGGUAAAAGGCGGGGCGUCGCAGAAGAAAAGCCUGACCACGGUAUCUGUGGCUGUCACGAUCUUUGCGAUGAUAUUGACCAUUGGGGCCAAACUAGAAAACAAAGACGCCUUGGCCGUCACAGCAGCUUACGCUGCUGUCCUUGUAGUAUUCGUGGGAUCUAGUGUGGGACAGCGAUCCCAACAUCAUAGCUUUCAUAUGUAG
Cladophialophora psammophila CBS 110553 is the source of this 828-nucleotide messenger RNA. RefSeq lists its product as uncharacterized. The record is from RefSeq and is a predicted model, not a curated record. The transcript is spliced from 3 exons. Lineage: Eukaryota; Fungi; Ascomycota; Eurotiomycetes; Chaetothyriales; Herpotrichiellaceae. The coding region runs from base 1 to 828 and encodes 275 amino acids.